This is a messenger RNA of Lactuca saligna, 324 nucleotides long. The record is from the annotation of a GenBank genome assembly. NCBI's taxonomy places the organism in Eukaryota, Viridiplantae, Streptophyta, Magnoliopsida, Asterales, Asteraceae.
AUGUAUGAUUCAAAGGCAUCGCUAGAUGUUUUAUUCUUGGUUGAACUGGAUAUGAAAGACAAAAUCAUCGAUAUUAAAUUGUUGAGGAAGAAUCUUGUUGAAGGGGAGAAAGAGCUAUCAAAAAUGAAUGAAAAGAUUGAAGAAAAAGAUGUAAAGAAGAAAAGGUUUUUGUCUGUAAGUGUUCAAACAGAAGAUAUACCUAAAGAAUGUUCAUCAUUAAGAAACCAUAGUCUUCACUCGGAUGAGCAUCACAACAGCUCUUUCACUGAUAACCUUCAUGUCGACAACCUUCAUGUUGAGAAACCACAAAAUGAUGAUACUUAA